CUCCCAGGGAUGGAGGAGGCCGCGGCGAUGGCGCAAUGGGGGCGCUGGCGGCGAUCGGGAGGUAAGAAAGGGUAGCGGCGCCAGGAGCUGCAAUGAGAGCGUGAGGAGGAAAUCUGGAUUUUGGGAGAGAUUUCGGGGGAAUGGACAAGGGAAACGCGUCGUGGGAGCAAGUCCACAGGAUCUUGUUCCCGGGAGGGCCAGUUCCAGUGUCGCUGCUGGAUGCUAGCAGCCAUCCCCAUUCCGGCGCAGGGCUCCUGGGGCCGCCCCCAGGGAUGAAGAGUCCGUUUGAAAUGCUACCGGAUUUUGGGAAUUCCUUGCAGGGCGGGCCGCCGCUAGCACCGCCAAGGCCACCGCUCACAGAUCCCAGGCUCGUUACGAGAAGAGAAGACAGUCUCCAUUUCUUCGCGAUCCCUCCUCCGGUUCCAAGGGACCCGAAAAUGCUGCAUCACAUCAAACUCUUCGCGGCGUUUGUGGCCAAGUUCGGUGUGGAGAAUGAGUCGCUGGUGCGAGCAAAGCAGCAGGGAAAAUCAGAGUUCUCGUUCUUGUAUGGCGGAGAGCCAGGGAGCGAGGCGAGUAUUGGGCGUCACUACUACGAGUGGCAAAAGGAAGUGAUGCUCAAAGUCUUGGAGGCCAGGAAAGCGGUGUCCGAGGGGAAGAUACCUCCAGAUCGUCUUAGAUCGAUGCAGCGGGAGCUGGAGCAGUGUUUGCAAGGCGUGCAAACUCUAAGAGAUUUUCGUCUCGAGGCAAUCAUUGGCUUACCAGAAAAUGGUAAGCUUGACUGGCAAAAGAUUGCACUAGAAGUUGGCGUGCCACUUCCGGGAGAGAGACGGCCAUCUUUCGCCGAGCCGUCUGAGAAGGAUAAGAUGGCUCCGAAGCCUCAGAUGGCGAAGCCAGUUAUGGAUGCUCCUACUGACCCCAGGCGAAACGUGAAAACGGACCGUGCUCGCGGUGGAGCUGGACGGAGGGACGAGAAAGAAGCCAAGGAGGAAUUUCCCAGUCCAGGCAACCGAAGAAGAAGACGAAGUAGAAGCAGGUCUCCCGAAAGAGAUAGACACCGGCCACGAAGUCCAUCACACAGAAACCAUUCACCCCGACGCCGUGGAAGAUCUCACAGCCGCUCGCCAAGACGGAGGGAGCGAUUCCAAUCUAAACGCGACGCUGACGAGAGAAAAGAUGACAGUAACAACAACAACAAGAACAACAAACUCACUCACCACCAUCACCAGCCGGGCCAGAGUUUGCAGCAGCAGCCAGAGCCGUUGCCUUUGGAAGCGUUACCGUUCGCAAGCCAGCACGUUGGUCACAUUCUAGCUCCGCCGCCUCAGCCGCCAGCAAACUUGGAGCAUCCACCGGGAUUUGCAGUGGCAGCGGACAACACCACUUUUGCUAGAUAUAUCACUGCUCCUCUGAUGCACGACUCGCAGCAAGGUCCACCGCUUCCACCGCAGCAGCAGCAGCACCAUUUUGCAAGCAUCUCUCAGGAUCCAGGACUGCCGAGAGUUCCUGGCAGUUACCCCCAAGUUGGUGCGGCAUUUGCACCCGCUUUGUCUGAAAUACCAGCUCAACAGCAGCAAUUUUUACUCCAGCAGUUGCAAUUGUCUCACAUCCAAAGCCAGCUGAGCAACGGGCCGCUGGGACCGCAACCACCACCGCUGCCGCCGCCCCCUUGGUCCUCUGGUGGCGAAGUUUUGCCGCUCGAAGUCCACGCUCCUCCUCCGCAGCACUUUGUGGGACUUGUUGGUGGGCAGCCUCCUCCUCCCAACGCUCCGCCUCCGCCACCCUCGGCUCCAGUUCCAGCGAUUUUUCUCCGGCAGCAACCGGGUGUUUCAGCUGAAAAGUAUGAUCCGCUACAGCCAACUUCGUCGUCGAACGACGUGGAGAUGGAAGUGGAGGGCGGCUCUUCUCCAAAAGCAGCAGCGGCGGUGGCUGUGGCGGCAGACGAAGAGCCGGAGGUUGUGAAUUCCAAGCUCGAAGUUGCCGAGGCGGGCUCCAAGAGGUCUUCCGAGGCUGCCGCAACCAGCAAGGAGAAGGAUCACAAGGAGAAGGAUCACCACAAGGAGGAAGACGGUGACGAGGAUGGAGAGCGCUUGCAAAAGGAGAGGAGCGAGAAGGAUGGGCGAGCUCUCAAGGUGGUGAGGAACACAGUCGCGGAGUUCGUCAAGGAGCUGCUCAAUCCAAAGUGGAGGGAUGGAGUUCUCAGCAAGGACGACUUCAAGGUGAUCGCGCAAAAGGCCGUGAACAAAGUGGUGGGGAACUUGCAAGGCUCGCAGAUCCCCAAAGGCACCGAGCGAGUGGAUCGAUUCAUGGCUUCGUCCAAGGACAAGAUCGUCAAGCUCGUCCAGGAAUACGUCGAGAAGCACACGAAAAACGCUCCAGCUCCAUCCUCCACUGCCGCUACCGCCGAGGAAGACAAUGGUGCUGCGUCAUAGCAAGAACUUCGCAAGAACUUCAAAGGAAAAAGCUCGAGGAGUGCUGCGACAUCCCCUCGAGAAGGCGAUGGAUGAUCGAACUCACUCUUAUUGACAGACAUAGGACUAAAAUCUUCUUAAAAUGUAAAAACUCCUCUUUGUCCCAUACUUUGAUCAAAGGUUGAUAUAGUUUCAAGCU
Molecule: messenger RNA, 2607 nt
Organism: Selaginella moellendorffii
Lineage: Eukaryota; Viridiplantae; Streptophyta; Lycopodiopsida; Selaginellales; Selaginellaceae
Product: YLP motif-containing protein 1
Exons: 4
Coding region: 141-2429 (762 amino acids)
Biological process (GO): RNA processing
Molecular function (GO): RNA binding
Source: RefSeq, a predicted model, not a curated record